Macrobrachium nipponense is the source of this 3912-nucleotide messenger RNA. RefSeq names its product proline-rich protein 36-like. NCBI's taxonomy places the organism in Eukaryota, Metazoa, Arthropoda, Malacostraca, Decapoda, Palaemonidae. The transcript is spliced from 7 exons. The record is from RefSeq and is a predicted model, not a curated record. Bases 1 to 3912 code for a protein of 1303 amino acids.
AUGCCUAACCCAUGGGCUUCCGGCCUGCCCGCCUGCCCGCAGUACCGGGCCUGCUUCAUCAGACCUUCCGGCCCGCCCGCCUGCCCGCAGUACCAGGCCGGCUUGGCAGACCUUUCAGCCUGCCCGCCUGCCCGCAGUACCAGGCUGGCUUGGGAGACCUUUCGGCCCGCCUGCCUGUCCGCAGUACCAGGCCGGCUUGACAGACCUUUCAGCCCGCCCGCCUACCCGCAGUACCAGGCCUGCUUCAGCAGACCUUUCGGCCCGCCCAUCUGCCCGCAGUACCAGGCCGGUUGGCAGACUUUCGGCCUGCCGCAGUACGGGACUGCUUCGGCCAAGACCUUCUCGGCCGGCACGGCCUGCCCGCAGUACCAGGAUGGCCGUUUGGCAGGACCCUUUCGGCGCCGCCCAGCCAUGCCCGCCAGUACCAGGCCAGCUUGGCAGACCUUUCGGCCCGCCGCCUGCCGGCCUUGCCGCAGUACAGGCCGGCUUGGCAGACCUUUCGAGGCCCGCCUGGCUGCCCGCCAGACCAGGCCGGCUUGGCAGACUUUCGGGCCGCCCCGCCUGCCCGAGUACCAGGCUGGCUUGGAGACUUUCGGCCCCGCCUGCCUGCCAGCAGUUACGGGUCUGCUUCGGCAGACCUUCCGGCCCGCCCGCCUGCCCGCAUACCAGGCCGGCUUGGCAGACCUUUCGGCGCCGCCCGACCUGCCCGCAGUACCAGGCCGGCUUGGCAGACCUUUCGGCCCGCCCGCCUGCCCGCAGUACCAGGCUGGCUUGGGAGACCUUUCGGCCCGCCUGCCUGCCCGCAUACCAGGCUGGCUUGGCAGACCUUUCGACCCGCCCGACUGCCCGCAGUACCGGGCCUGCUUAGGCAAGAAACCUUCCGGUCCGCCCGCCUGCCCGCCCCGUACCAGGGCCCGGCUUGGCGACCACCUUUCGGCCAAACGCCCGCCCGCCUGCCCGCAGUACCAGCCGGCUUGGGCAGUACCUUACGGCCUGCCCGCCUGCCCCCACCCCAUUACCAUGGCCGGCUUGGCAGACCCUUUUGGCCCGCCCCGCCUUGGCCUGCAUACCAGGUGGCUUGACAGGAACCUUUCGGCCCGCCCGCCUGCCCGCAGUACCAGGCGGCUUGGCAGACCUUUCGGCCCGCCCGCCUGCCCGCAGUUACCAGGCCACUUGGGCCAGACCUUUCGGCCCGCCCGCCUGCCCGCAGUACCAGAUGGCUUUGGCAGACUUUUUGGCGGCCCAACCCGCCUGCCCGCAGUACCGGGCCUGCUUCAGCAGACCCUUCCGGCCCGCCCGCCUGCCCGCCGUUACAGGCCGGCUUUGGCAGACCUCGGCCCGCCCGCCUGCCAGCAGUACCAGGUGGCUGACAGACCUUUCGGCCCGGCCCGGCCUGCCCGCCAGUUACCAGGCUGGCUUGGCAGGACCUUUCGGCCCGCCCGCCUUGCCCGCCAGGUACCAGGCCAGCUUGGCCAGAACCUUCGGCCCGCCGCCUGCCCGCAGUUACCAGGCUGGCCUUGGAGCCUUUCGGCCCAACCGGCCUUGCCGGCAGUACCGGGCCUGCCUUUCAGGCAGACCUUUCGGCCCGCCCGCCUGCCCGCAGUACCAGGCCGGCUUGGCAGACCUUUCGGCCCGCCCGCCUGCCCGCAUACCAGGCCGGCUUGGCAGACCUUUUUGGGCCCGCCCCCUUGCCCGGCAGUACGGCUGGCUUGGCAAUCUUUCGGCCCGCCCUCCUGCCCGCCAGUUACCAGGCCGGCCAUUGGCCCAGACCUUUCGCCCGCCCGCCUUCCCACCCAGUACCAGGCUGCCUCGCAGACCUUCCGGCCCGGCCGGCCUGCCCUCAGCACCGGGCCUUGCUUUGGCCAGACCCUUCCGGCCCGCCUGCCUUUCCCGCAGUACCAGGCCUGGCUUGGCAGAACCUUUCGGCCCGCCCGCCUGCCCGCCAGUUUACCAGGCCCGGAUGGCCCAGACCUGUCGGCCCGCCCCGCCGGCCCGCAGUACCAGGCUGGCUUGGCCAGACCUUUCGGCCCACCUGCUACCCGCCAGUUACAAGGCGGUCCCUUGGUAGGACCUUUCGCCGCCCGCCUUGCCCCGCAAGUUACCAGGCCAGCUUGGCCGACCUUUCAGCCCGCCCCGCUGGGCCCGCCCAGUACCAGGGCUCGGCCUUGGCCAGACCUUCGGCCGCCCGCCUGCACGCCAGUACCGGGCCUGGCUUCGGGCAGACUUCGGCCCGCCCGCCUUUGCCGGGCCCAGUACCAGGCCGGCUUGGCCCAGACCUUUCGGCCGCCUGCCUGUCCCGUAGACCAGGCCGGCUUAGCCAGACCUUUCGGGCCGCCCGGGCCUGCCGCAGUUACAGCCAGCUUGGCCAGACCUUUUCGGCCCGCCCGCCUGACCGGCCCAUUACCAGGCCCGGCCUUGGCAGGACCUUUCGCCCGCCCGCCUGCCCUCAGUACCAGGUGGCUUGGGAGACCUUUCGGCCCGCCCCCCCCGCCUGCCCGCCAGUACGGGCCUGGCUUCGGCAGACCUUUUCCGGCCCGCCCGCCUGCCCGCAAGUUACCAGGCCGGCUUGGCAGACCUUUUGGCCCGACCGGCCCUGCCCGCCGUACCAGGCCGGCCUUGGCAGACCUUUCGGCCCGCCCGCAUGCCCGCCAGUUACCAGGUGGCUUGGGAGACCUUUCGGCCCGCCUGCCUGCCCGCAGGUACCAGGCGGGGGCUUGGCAAGACCUUUUCGGCCCGCCCGCCUACCCGCCAGCACCAGGCUGGCUUGGCAUACCUUUCGUCCCGCCCGCCUGCACGCCAGUCACCGGGCCUGCUUCGGCAGACCUUCCGGCCCCGCCCGCCCUGCCCGCAGUACCGGCCGGCUUGGCAGACCUUCGGCCCGCCUCCUGCCCGCAGUACCAGGCCGCUUUAGCAGACCCUUUUUUUCGGCCCAGCCCGCCUGACCCGCAAGUACCAGGCCAGCCUUGGCAGACCUUUCGCCAGCCCCCCGCCUGCCCGCAUUACCAGGCCGGCUUGGGCAGACCUUGUGGCCCGCUCCGCCUGCCCUCAGUACCAUGCUGCUUGGGAGACUUUCGGCCCGCCCGGCCUGCCCGCAGUAACCGGGCCUGCCUUCGGCAGACUUCCCUCCGGCCCGCGCCGCCUGCCGCCAGUCCCAGGCCGGCUUGGCAGAACCUUUUGGCCCCGACCCGCCUGCCCGCCAGUACCAGCCGCUUUGCAGACCUUUUCGAGCCCGCCCGCCUGCCCGCAGUACCAGUCUGGCUUGGAGUACUUUCGGGCCCGCCUGCCUGCCCCGCAGUAACCAGGCCGGCUUGGCAGACCUUUCGUCCCGCCCUCCUACCCGCAGUACCAUGGCUGGCUUUGGAAGACCUUUCGGCCCGCUGUCCUGCCCGCAGUACCAGGCCGUACCGGGCCUGCUUCGGCAGACCUUUCGGCCCGCCCGCCUGCCCGCAGUACCGGGCCUGCUUCAGCAGACCUUCCAGCCCGCCCGCCUGCCCGCAGUACCAGGCCUGCUUGGCAGACCUUUCGGCCCGCCUGCCUGCCUGCACCAGGCCUGCUUCGGCAGACCUUCCGGCCCACCCGCCUGCCCGUACCAGGCUGGCUCGGCAGACCUCCUGGCCCGCCCGCCUGCCCGUACCAGGCUGGCUCGGCAGACCUCCUGGCCCGCCCGCCUGCCCGUACCGGGCUGGCUCGGCGGGCCUGGCCCGCCGUCCUUGCAAACAGAAACCUUGUGAUCAAAAGUGGGCGGAGUCCGUCGGCCUCUCCGACCAACUCGCAACCCACCGUUGCCAGGUUCGUGGCAUCCGAUUUAGUUCAGGUGGCCGGAGGCCUCCACGUCUAUGGCGUGAUCUGAAGAUUUACUUCAGUUUCAACGAGACGCUGAAGCGGCAACAUAGCAGCUGCGUCCGCGGAUAA